Messenger RNA from Asparagus officinalis (garden asparagus), 1993 nucleotides. RefSeq names its product protein TIC 56, chloroplastic. Lineage: Eukaryota; Viridiplantae; Streptophyta; Magnoliopsida; Asparagales; Asparagaceae. The transcript has 7 exons. The record is from RefSeq and is a predicted model, not a curated record. The coding region runs from base 86 to 1618 and encodes 510 amino acids.
ACCAGAGUCCUUAAACCCACCCUCCCCAAAAUCCCAUUCCCCCUCUCUCCCUCUCUCGCUGUUCUAUCUUCUACCUCCUCCGUCAAUGGCGUCCAUCAACUUCGGCUCUUUCUUCGACAACUGGUUCCCCAAACCCCCGAAAUCCUCCUCCUCCUCCCCCAACUUCGCCUUCAUCAACACCCGCAACCUCUUCACCAAAAGCCCUAACCCUAGACCCCCCAGCCUCUCCGCCUCCUCGACCGAAUCCGAACCCGAGUCCCAGUCCCCAUCCAAAUACUCCCAAAUGCUCGACCAGUUCUUCUGGGAGUGCGAAACCCGCCCCGAUUUCCGCCACACCCCCGAAGUGGAUCGAAUCCUCAACCAAGAUCCCUUCUUUGAGAACAAACCGAACCCGACCCCCGAAGAGAUCGAAGAGAGCAAGCAGUGGUGGGAGGAUUUCAACUCGUCCCCAGUAGUCCAGUUCCUUCGGAGGGCUGAGGAGGUGGCCGAUAAGCUCAACGAGGUUGAGCUGAAGGAGAACGAGAGGCCGUACAGGAAAGAGGACUGGAAGCUGUGGAAGAAGCUGCCGCACGUGCCGGGGUUGGAUGGGAGGCCGAUGCCGAGGAAGGCGAUUAAGACGAGGAGGCAGAGCGAUGAUAAGUUCUGGGACUUCGCGAGGCAGUUCUUUUUCGGGCUUUGGGGGUUCCGGCAGAGGCCGUACCCUCCCGGGAGGCCGAUCGACGUUGCGCAGGCGAUCGGGUACGAGAGGUUGGAGAAGCGGUACUAUGAUUUUAUCAUGAGAAGUGGUGGCUGGUAUUACAAGGAUCGAUUAGGUCGUACAAGAGGGCCUCUGGAAUUAAUUACUCUAAAGACAGCUUGGGCUGGUGGAAUAAUUGACACAAAUACUUUCAUAUGGGGCGAAGACAUGGAUGAAUGGGCGCCUAUUGGAAUGGUUUAUGGCCUGGAGAAAGCAAUUGCUACAUGGGAAGUCAGACUAGGUGCUGCUGCUACAGCUUGCCUUCACAAACUGCAGAAGGGCAUACCUCCAUGGACUCCUGUGAAGGGACUUGAGAAGAAAACCUAUCAGCAAUUACAAGAUGAAGCUAUUGAGAGCAAAAAGCGUGACAUGGCUGUACUUGCAGCAAAUGAUGGUAUCUGGCCGGGCAUGAGAACUCCUAGCCAUGCACUGUUUCUUUGGGCCAGUGGUUCUGAGCUUACUACUAUUCUGGAGAAAGAUCAUAUGCCAAACAAAUAUAUUUCCAAAGAGCUAAGGUAUCGACUUGCAAAAGUCAUCCCUGGUUUAAGACCAUGGGAGGUUCUAAGUAUAGAACAAGCUAUGGAUCAAAUAACAUAUGAUGGGGAGUGGUAUCGUGAGCCUUUAGGUUCUUACACUACUGGUCCUCCAUAUAUCAGAGACUGGAACAGGGAUGUCAAGAGGAUGUUUAGAAUCUUUCACAACCUGAGCUAUAGAGUGUACAACAAGUUAGAUAGGACAAUUCCUGGUUUCAGUAAAGUGAUGGAGAAAGUGCGAGCUGAUACAGCUGCAAAGGAUGCAAGGCGCAAGGAGAGGAGGGCUGCACAGAAAAAGGCUGAGGCUGAGGCUGCUCUCUUUGGCCGCAGAGUGUCACCUGAUCCGUAGAAAAGGACAGAAUAUGCAAAUCCUCUUCCAGUAUCAGUAUUUCUUCCACUUGUGUCGAGCAUUGGGCAUCGAUCUACAAGAUUUAUCAGAGAAUGCAGUUGCUCGACGAUUUUUGCAGAUUCUACAUGUAGUUCCUUAUGUUAUGAAAAUGGAUGGAUGCUGAUCGAUGCAUCCAGUGUUGAAUUUCCAGGCUCACAUGUUGUUCUGUUGGGAAAUUUGUUGUAAUUCGAACGUUGGUCAUUUUGUCAACCAUGGAUAUCAUGUUUUGCAAAAUGCAAGCUGAUCUACAUGAAAGAAAAUUCCUGUACCUCAAAUGAUACUGCUUGUUUGGGUUGUUCCUCUACAUCUAAUUCAUUCACAAAACACUUUGUUUGA